GAGAAACAAUUGAGACCCUGCAAUUGUGUGUAAAUGAGGCAGAAAGUCAGAUCAGCAACCUGGGACUUGGUCACAAUUUUUGUGAUGCCGUAUGGCAACAGGUUCUACCGUUAGACAACACAUUAUGCUUCCAAUAUCUUCCCAGGCGGUAGUACCUCCCAACUACCUACCUACCUGAAAAGGAAUUCACGUAUACCUGUGUGUGUGUGUGUGAAGGUGUAAUAGAUUCAGAGAUGAGGAACAAUUUCAGGACAACAAGAUUCCUCCCAAGGAAUUUGCAGGGCAAUGAUGCUCCUGUGAUGAUUUUAAAUUGGACUCUUUUUUUUUCACUUUGACAUUUAAGGACAAUGAACCCCCUCUCCUGUGAUGAUUUACGAACACAAUAUGACUCUUCUCUCUUAGUAAUUUUUAAGACAAUGAGGAUCCUCUCUCUAGGUGGUGAGUUACUGAUCAGUUCCUCAAGCCUGUUAUUUCUUCACUGAUGGACUAUGAUAUUAUGAUUUAUCCUGUUUAUUGUACACCAGCUCGUUGGCCCGGCAGUACUGUACAGGGUGCCUGACUGUAGGAGAAAAGUGAAAAAAAAUGGCAGAUGAUGUGGAACCAACAAUUGGGACAAUGGCGGUGGAGGAGCCUCUCGACCUCAUCCGCUUGUCCCUCGAUGAGAGAAUUUACGUCAAGAUGCGGAAUGAACGGGAACUUAGAGGCCGCCUCCACGCUUACGACCAGCACUUGAACAUGAUCUUAGGGGACGUAGAGGAGACUGUGACUUCUGUAGAGGUUGAUGACGAGACUUUUGAAGAAGUCUACAAAACCACACGACGGAACAUCCCAAUGUUGUUUGUGAGAGGAGACGGAGUUAUUCUUGUGGCCCCUCCCAUGAGAGGUGGAGGGAUGUGAUGCGGCCACUUAGAAAAACGGAACUUCAUUGUUUAAUUAGAUACAGUUGAGCAAAUACUUUCUUGUAUAUUCUUCCAAGUACAGGUAGUUGGAAUUAAAUUAGUAAUAAAUUUAAAUUAUGUUAAAGGGAUAGAGAAUAACUUUUCUAUUUUUUUUAGUGGGACAAAAGAGCCUUACAUAUACAUUAACUUAAUUUAUCAUGUUACUGGUAUUAGAUGAAUUAUUUUUUCAGUUUUGUUCACUGAAGAGAUACAGAAUUAUUUUUGUUAAGUUACCUCCAAUUGUUAUCUCAUUCUCACUUCUCUGACCAUCAGCUCUCUCCUCUCACUUUCUAUACUGUACUGUACUUUUCUUAUGCCAUCUGCUGUACUCUGACCAUCUCCCUCUUUUUUUUUUCUAUUAAUUUUGUAUCAUGAACUACACUGUAGGUCGAUUUAUGCCAUGAAGGUCAAUUAUAAAAUCAAUAAAAUUACCUCAGCAGUUGGUAUGUAAUGAUGAUGAUAAGUGUGAAAACUAGAGUUAUUUUACAUUCUUUAAAAGAUUCUGAAAAAAUAA
Messenger RNA from Homarus americanus (American lobster), 1452 nucleotides. RefSeq names its product U6 snRNA-associated Sm-like protein LSm3 (gene LSm3). Gene Ontology annotation, cellular component: P-body; Lsm1-7-Pat1 complex; catalytic step 2 spliceosome. Gene Ontology annotation, biological process: mRNA splicing, via spliceosome; P-body assembly. The record is from RefSeq and is a predicted model, not a curated record. Gene Ontology annotation, molecular function: RNA binding. Bases 583 to 897 code for a protein of 104 amino acids. NCBI's taxonomy places the organism in Eukaryota, Metazoa, Arthropoda, Malacostraca, Decapoda, Nephropidae. The transcript has 3 exons.